Molecule: messenger RNA, 1425 nt
Organism: Exophiala spinifera
Lineage: Eukaryota; Fungi; Ascomycota; Eurotiomycetes; Chaetothyriales; Herpotrichiellaceae
Exons: 2
Coding region: 1-1425 (474 amino acids)
Cellular component (GO): membrane
Molecular function (GO): glycosyltransferase activity
Source: RefSeq, a predicted model, not a curated record
AUGCUGUUACCCUCUGCCAGCCACACGAGGCAUUCUACACGAAGGAUUGUGACGACGGUGUUGCUGUCGACACUCGUUCCACUCUUCGUCUACUACCAAAAUGAGAAAGUCCACGACGUGCUCAAGAAGAUUCCUCUACCCAUCUUCCAACCUCCUCCCCCCUUCACCCUCAGCACCUACAAUGAAAGCACGCAACCGAUCUUCCCUCCGAAGGCCGAGUCUACUGACAACCACAGUGACCUCUGCUCGAACUUUCCUCAACGACACCUCGAAAGGGUCCAAAUCAUCCUCAAAACCGGAGUAGCACUUUCAAGCAAGAAUUCGGCCCAUCUAUCCUCGGUCACAUCCUGCAUUCACAAUCUUCUCGUCUUCUCCGACGUCGCCCAGCAAGUCGCCGGCCGCGACUUUAUCGACAUCCUGGCCUCCCUCCCAGCGGCGUACGCCAAACACCCCGACUUCACAGCAUAUUCCACCCAGCGAGAAACCUACCAAGACACGGGAAAAGUCCCUUCUUCGCCUGACGCUUGGAAACUUGACCGCUUCAAGUUUCUGCCCAUGGUCAAUGUCGCGUACGAAAUGCGCCCUGGUGCCAGCUGGUAUGUCUUCCUGGAAGCUGAUGUGUACCCUUUCUUGGAUAAUCUCUUCCGCCUUCUCGAACAGUACAACCCUCAGGACAUGCACUACUUCGGCUCUGCAGUAGCCGGGUCACAUGGUCGAUGGUUUGCGUACGGGGGCGCCGGCAUCGUGCUGUCACACGGUCUGAUGAAAAAAUUAGUCGGCGAUGGCACAAAUCUCAGCGAAAAAUACAUGGAAUGGAUGUUGGAAGACUGCUGCGGAGACGCAGUUUUGGGGUACGCAAUCCUCGACAAGACCGGAGUGCUGCUGGAGGAUCUGCAUCCGAUGUUCAGCGGUGAGUAUCUUGAGGAUGUUGGAAUCAGCCAAGAGCUCUGGUGUGUACCAUUGAUCUCGCUUCAUCGCAUGUCAGAAGACUCACUUACGUCGUUGUGGCGAUGGGAGCGGACGAGGCGUGCUUCGCAAAGACCGUUGGUUUACUCGGAUCUUCUCGAAUAUCGACAACGCCACUUACAAAAUACGUCGGUCCUCGCGUUCUGGGAUAACCUCUCGGCCGAUCUUUUACCUAGUGACGACGCAGCAUGUCGUUCUUCGUCGGCCUGCGCAGAGUCGUGUGAGAAAAACACCACAUGUUUGCAGUAUUCUUACACCAAGAAUGAAUGUCGACUGUCGCCGUACGUCACGCACGGACACGCGAUCGGCGACAGAUCGGUUGAAUUCACAUCAGGUUGGAAUCGGCAGAGGAUAUCUGAACUUGGACUCAACGUGACAGGAGAUAUGACAUCUAGCUGCGAGGCUGGAACGUGGACGAAGCCUAUCACUCAUAGAUGUAUAUUCAAUGGAUGCGCCUAA